Molecule: messenger RNA, 1062 nt
Organism: Anoplopoma fimbria (sablefish)
Lineage: Eukaryota; Metazoa; Chordata; Actinopteri; Perciformes; Anoplopomatidae
Product: beta-1,4-galactosyltransferase 1-like
Exons: 2
Coding region: 1-1062 (353 amino acids)
Biological process (GO): carbohydrate metabolic process; protein N-linked glycosylation
Molecular function (GO): beta-N-acetylglucosaminylglycopeptide beta-1,4-galactosyltransferase activity; cytoskeletal protein binding
Source: RefSeq, a predicted model, not a curated record
AUGAUGAAAAAAAUCUUCAAAAGCCUGGCCCUUUUUGUUUUUUUUAGUGUGGCAUGUUUUGUGGUGCUUCUAUUUUACAAAAAUGACGGCACUAUAUAUAUUUUUUCAAAGUCAAAUCGUUUUGAAAAUGGAAACACCACACUUAUCCACUUGAGGAAAGACCUUGUUGAAACGAAGACUAAAGUCCUAAAUGUCAGCCACGCAGAGACUCGGAUGCCAUCCACUAAGAGCAAGACUUUGGGACGCUGCCCUGACACCCCUCCAAAUCUUGUGGGUCCACUCCAUGUGGAGUUUGAUUCUAAACGUACGUUGGAUGAGGUUAGGAAGACAAUCAGUUCUCCUCUUCAGGAAGGAGGACGACACAAGCCACCAGACUGUAUUGCCCAACAGAAGGUGGCGAUCAUCAUUGCAUUCCGCAAUCGGCACGAGCACCUAAUUCAUUGGCUCUAUUACCUACAUCCUAUAUUGAUACGACAGCAGUUGGACUACACAGUGUAUGUCAUCAACCAGGAUGGAGACGGCGUGUUCAACCGGGCUAAACUGAUGAAUGCAGGCUACGUGGAAGCGAUGAAGGAAUAUGAUUAUGACUGCAUGGUCUUCUCUGACAUAGAUUUGGUUCCUAUGGAUGACCGUAACCUCUACAGAUGUUUUGACAAUCCUCGACACUUGGCUGUGGCUAUGGACAAAUUUAACUUCCACUUACCCUACAACGCCUACUUUGGUGGUGUUUCUUCCUUGUCCAAGAGCCAAUUCUUGAAGAUAAACGGCUUCCCGAACACGUACUGGGGCUGGGGUGGUGAGGACGACGAUAUCUAUAAGCGAAUUAUCUUUCGUGGCAUGUCCAUUUCUCGACCUAAUUCGCUGAUGGGAAAGUACAGGAUGAUCAAACAUAAGAGAGACUUGCACAAUGAGGCUAAUCCAAAGAAUCCUGGUAAACUGAGUCAAACCAAGUCGACCAUGGACAAGGAUGGAAUUAAUUCCCUCAAAUACACAGUCAAGGAGAUUAAGAAGGAUAUACUGUUCACUUUUAUCAAUGUGGAUAUUGAGGCUCCACUAAAGUGA